Entelurus aequoreus (snake pipefish) is the source of this 4746-nucleotide messenger RNA. It is a transcript of the gene stbd1, whose product is annotated as starch binding domain 1. The coding region runs from base 16 to 3987 and encodes 1323 amino acids. Lineage: Eukaryota; Metazoa; Chordata; Actinopteri; Syngnathiformes; Syngnathidae. Gene Ontology annotation, cellular component: membrane. The record is from RefSeq and is a predicted model, not a curated record. The transcript has 3 exons. Gene Ontology annotation, molecular function: starch binding.
CAAACGUCUUUUUUUAUGAAUGAAACGUCGUGCCCCCCUGUGACGUCAUCAGCCAAUGAGCUGCACCUGCAGCAGCAACAAGAGGCGUCCACGCCGUCGUCGCGCACGCACGCACUCACGCACGCACUCCCACCAGGCUCGCCCACGGACGCUAUCACGUCACAUCGUCACCCUUUAUCACCCAAACCGGCCAUGGGCCUCACAGGCAGCGACGGCGUGGCCGUGGAAAGACGUGUCGACCUGGCGUCCCUCUUCUGCAUGAUCGGGCGACACGGUCCGGCCGUGGCUCUGGCCGUGUUCGCCGUGGUGUCGGUGCUGGCGGGCUACGUCAUCUACCGGGCCGUGAGGAGGAGGAAGACCGAGGAAGUGAAGCUCCUUCCCGCCGGGGGCGACGAGUCCGCGCAGGCCGGACUGGAGGCGGCGAGAGCCGCUGCUUCAACAGAAGUUGCAGAUGACAACUCCCUGGAAUUGAAACAAGAGGAUGAAGAAACUGAAACUCAACCCCAAGUCCGGCAACGCCGUGCUGCUGCUGAGAGGGACUCUUGGCUCUGUUCUCCCCCUCAGACUGACAUCCGAGCACCAGUCAGCCACCAUGAUACCUCACCCCGCAUGCAAACUGUGCAGUCCUGGUCCAUGGAACCAGAUGUGGUCUUUGAGGAGCCCGGUCUGGCCCUGCAAAGUGCCGUGGCGGAAGUACAGGAGGAGGAUGCUGAGGUCUGCUCCUCCGGUGCCAGAGUGGACGCCGUGAAGGAUGAAGAGGUUCCACGGAGCAGCUUGGUGGAACCACCUGAGGUCUGCCAUGAAGAGCAUGACCAACCACACUGGGAUCUUGUCACAGAUGAGGGUAUUUCCAAGAAAAACUCCACACAAGAGGGAAACUUACCGCCUUGGAGUCAAGUUGUGUACUUGGAGGAACCCCUCGUCUUGGAGGAAUAUGCUGAUCAAGAUAAACAAGACAUUGGAUCUCCGCCAGAGACGGAAACCGUGGAGCUGAACACGACACACACGAGCCUAAAUAAUGCCGUUGAAAAUGUCAAUCGCCACCAAAACAAUGUUCAAGAAGAGGAGAGAACAAACGAGGUCAUCCAGGCUGAAGAGGGCGAUGAAGGAGAUCGCUUGAACGACACAGCUGUUGACGUCGAUGCUCAGUCGGAAGAACAUUCGGAGCAAGAGGACCACAGCCUGACAUGCGACCUAGAGACGGAUGUUCUUCAGGAUGAACCUGUGGAGGGUUGUCAAAUUAGUGUCAGCAGUGGAGACAAGCCAAGUGUCCCGGUUAUGCUCGAAGAACUCGUGGAUGAACUCGUGUCACGUAUCACCUCUGAUGCCUUGGGCUCUUUUCCUGACAAGUCAACAAAUGACCAACCACGGAAAGUAGAAGUUCCAACUUUGGAUGAAGAUGUUGAACCUCCAAUGCCAUCGGAUCAAAGUCAAAGUGCGACUGGAAUGACUGAAAAUGGUUCAACCACAGUGGAAGAUGAGGAACCGGUGGAACAUAUGUCCAUACCCCAUGUUCUCGUCGAUGAUGAUCAACAAAGCGUCCAAGAGGUGAACCAGUUUGAACCUCCGAUGACAUCGGCUGAAGUCCAAAACAUGAUUGAAAAUGAUUCAACCACAGAAGAUAAGGAACCGGUCGAACAUAUGUCCAUACCCCAUGUUCUCGGCGAUGAUGAUCACCAAAGCGCUCAGGAGAUGAACCAAUUUGAACCUCUGAUGACAUCGGCUGAAAUCCAAAACAUGAUUGAAAAUGAUUCAACCACAGUGGAAGAUGAGGAACCGGUCGAACAUAUGUCCAAGCCCCAUGUUCUCGGCGAUGAUGAUCACCAAAGCGCCCAGGAGAUGAACCAAUUUGAACCUCCGAUUACAUCGGCUGAGGUCCAAAACAUGAUUGAAAAUGAUUCAACUACAGUGGAAGAUGAGGAACCGGUCGAACAUAUGUCCAUACCCCAUGUUCUCGGCGAUAAUGAUCACCAAAGCGCUCAGGAGAUGAACCAAUUUGAACCUCCGAUGACAUCGGCUGAAAUCCAAAACAUGACUGAAAAUGGUUCAACCACAGUGGAAGAUGAGGAACCGGUCGAACAUAUGUCCAAAUCCCAUGUUCUCGGCGAUGAUGAUCAACAAAGCGUCCAAGAGAUGAACCAGUUUGAACCUCCGGUGACAUCGGCUCAAGUCCAAAACAUGAUUGAAAUGAUUGAAAAUGAUUCAACCACAGUGGAAGAUGAGGAACCGGUCGAACAUAGGUCCAUACCCCAUGUUCUCGGCGAAGAUGAUCACCAAAGCGCCCAGGAGAUGAACCAGUUUGAACCUCCGAUGACAUCGGCUGAAGUCCAAAACAUGAUUGAAAAUGAUUCAACCACAGUGGAAGAUAAGGAACCGGUCGAACAUAUGUCCAAACCCCAUGUUCUAGUCUAUGAUGAUCAACAAAGCUUGCAAGAGAUGAACCAGUUUGAACCUCCGGUGACAUCGGCUCAAGUCCAAGACAUGAUUGAAAAUGGUUCAACUACAGUAGAAGAUAAGGAACCGGUGGAACAUACGUCCAAACCCCAUGUUCUCGUCUAUGAUGAUCAAGAAAGCAUCCAAGAGACGAACCAGUUUGAGCCAUCGGCUAAAAUCCAAAAUAGGAUUGAAAAUGAUACAACCACAGAAGAUAAGGAACCGGUCGAACAUAUCUCCAAACCCCAUGUUCUCGUCUAUGAUGAUCAAGAAAGCGUCCAAAAGACGAACCAGUUUGAGCCACCAGCUCAAGUCCAAAACAGGAUUGAAACGAUAGCAAAUGAUUCAACCACAGAAGAUAAGGAACCGGUCGAACAUAUGGCCAAACCCCAUAUGUGCCCAAGUGCCCAAGAGAUUAACAAUGUAAACAUCAUUGACACAAUUACUGAAAUCGAUCCCUCCAUUCAGGAUCUGAGGGUUAACUCUGCAGUUGAUACAGAUGCUAGAAACCAAACCUUCCACAAGGGCAUUUCCUCCCAAGACCAACAAAAUGUCCAAAUUGAAGAUUUUUCCUUUGUCGUCAUUGAUCCUUCUCCUGACAUGACCCUACCACUCUUCAUGCCAAGCGAUCUGAGGGAUAACGACAUGACAUGUGGUGUCGGUGAAGAGAGCGGAAUUUCCAGCAUGGCCGUCAGCCCUGAACUAACUGACCCUGGGAAUCACUUCAGUGCCAUGGAGCUUCCGGUGAUGGAUCAGGAACCACCCGUGAAGGAGAAACCGGAGACUCAAACUAGCCUCUUUGCAGACAAUGCAAGUCUGUCAGUAAUUGGGGAAGUUGAAGCGGCAAUGGGGUUUGAGCCUCAACCAGAUCCGCUGUCCGACCGUUCUGAUCGUGACUCAUUUACAGUAAACCAGGUUGGAGACCAAAGAGUAGAGAUGAGAAGUGAUGAGCAGGAUGGGAAAGUUGCAGAAAGUUUUAAGGAGAAAAGGGAUUGUGCAGAAAAUAGAGAAACCGAAAAAGAUGAGAACUUUGCAAAGACUGAAAUAAAUAUCAUGGAGGCCACUAUGGACCAUAACGAGUGGAUCACAGAUAGUAACCAACAUCUUCCCUGGAUGAACCUCACACUGCCGUCUUUUGGCCAGCAUCACACCGCAGACCAGCUUCCCACUGAAGAACCAAAGCACACCGAUUCAGAGCCCCCAUAUGAAGUCCAACAAACCCACGGGCUCCACGUUCUUCAUGAAAAAGUGGGAAGUAGGAACGUCAGCGUGACCUUCCGUGUCCACUACCUCACCCAGUCGCCCUUCCAGAAGUUGGCCGUCACAGGAAACCGGCCGGAGUUGGGAAACUGGAAGGGGUACGUCCCUCUUGAGAGCGCCGAGGACGGACACUGGGCGGCCGCGGUGAGUCUUCCCGCCAAGAGCCUCGCGCAGUGGAAGUUUGUGGUGGUGGACCAGGGGGAGGUCUGUCGCUGGGAAGAAUGCGGCAACAGACUGCUCGAUACGGGAUGCGGCGAAGAUGUGCUCGUGCACAAAUUUUGGGGUUUUCUGUGAGGGCCGUUAUAGGUCAUGAGGUGUGUCGGGUACUAUUUUAACGCAGGGCUUUUUUUCUCCAGUAUCCAUGUGAUUUCAUGUUUUUAAUUAUGAAAUGGCAGGUUAGACACUUUUGGAAGCAAAUAGGUUCAUACUCAGACGUUAGACAGAAUGCAUUAAGUUCUAUAAAUAUAUUUUACAUUGGUGUGUUCCGACUGAACGGUAGUAAAACUAUUAGAUGUCACCGACAGUGUUUGUAACUUAGCACCAGUCGGAUUGUUCCGACUUCCAACUUACGGAUUGUAUCACUCGCGUCCAGAACAAUAUGAAAACACUGAUUUUGGAACAGCCGUUGUUUCACAAUUGGCACUUUUGUUUAACUGGGCGAGUUAACGACUUAAAUGUUCAAUUGGUGUAGAAACUGCAAUACUGUCUUUUUAGGAUUCUGCUGAUAUCCAUUGAGUGUGUGCAUACACGCGCGCACUUGACUCACAGCAAUAAUCAAAGCAAUAACGACUAUCAAUAGCCAGAUAUUGUUAAAAACUACAGGUGUGAUUCUGCCAAUGUGUGCAUGUAACAGUCUCACUUCAUCCAGUGCCUUUUAUAAGACUUAUAAAAUGUUUUUUAAAAAUCUAUAACUACUCUAUAUUCUCAAAAUUGUAUCUUAUUAUGCAAUCUUUUGAUGUUAAUGUUGGAUGUAUGUAUUGCAAAUAAAUUGUCAGUCAUAAGUGGAAUAUAUGUCGCAUAUGAAUACAUUUAAUAAAGGUCAGUUAAUUACAA